ACCUUUUCCUUACCCAUGUGGGGGUGGGGGUGGUGGGGGGUGUCUCCCCCCAACAGGGAGAAAGCAGCGACCCCCACCCCGCAACACCUGAACCCCCUGGACCUGCUGCACCGCCUGGACUCGCUGUUGCCCCCCGAAAGCCUCCUGGUAGCCGACGGGGGGGAUUUUGUGGGCACCGCCGCCUACAUCGUCCGUCCCCGACGUCCCCUCUCCUGGCUGGACCCCGGAGCUUUUGGCACGUUGGGAGUCGGCGGAGGGUUUGCGCUCGGCGCCAAGCUCUGCCGUCCCGACGCGGAGGUUUGGGUCCUCUACGGUGACGGUUCUCUGGGCUACAGCUUGAUGGAGUUCGAUACCUUUGUGCGGCACAAGACGCCUGUCAUCGCGCUGGUGGGCAACGACGCGUGCUGGAGCCAGAUCGCCCGUGAGCAAGUGGCUUUGCUGGGCAGCAAUGUGGCGUGUGGCCUCGAGUACCUGGACUACCACUUGGUGGCCGAAGCUCUGGGUGGCAAAGGCUUCGUGGUGGGUCGCCCGGACCGCGAGCGGCUGGAGGCCGUGUUCCGCGCCGCGCAGGAUGCGUGCCGCCAAGGCCACCCUGUCCUCCUCAAUGCCCUCAUUGGCAGGACCGACUUCCGUGACGGCUCCAUCUCCGUCUAGGGACGUCCCCAAAACCUCCUGGCUCUGUCCCCAACAGGGUGGGGACUAAGGGGGUGGGUUUGGGUGACACCAGUGCUGGACACACCAACCCAGGGGACAGCCGGGCCCCCCUCCAGCAAUAAAACAGCCCCCUGUGCCCACACCCACUGUCUUGUGCCAUCCAUUUGGGUGCCACCACCCCUAAGUGACACUUUGGGGACUGUCACACCCCCCCCCCCC
Athene cunicularia (burrowing owl) is the source of this 873-nucleotide messenger RNA. Its product is annotated as acetolactate synthase-like protein. Gene Ontology annotation, molecular function: thiamine pyrophosphate binding; flavin adenine dinucleotide binding; acetolactate synthase activity. The record is from RefSeq and is a predicted model, not a curated record. Gene Ontology annotation, biological process: L-valine biosynthetic process. The coding region runs from base 16 to 654 and encodes 212 amino acids. Gene Ontology annotation, cellular component: acetolactate synthase complex. The transcript is spliced from 5 exons. Lineage: Eukaryota; Metazoa; Chordata; Aves; Strigiformes; Strigidae.